Didymosphaeria variabile is the source of this 918-nucleotide messenger RNA. RefSeq lists its product as uncharacterized. The transcript is spliced from 3 exons. The record is from RefSeq and is a predicted model, not a curated record. NCBI's taxonomy places the organism in Eukaryota, Fungi, Ascomycota, Dothideomycetes, Pleosporales, Didymosphaeriaceae. The coding region runs from base 1 to 918 and encodes 305 amino acids.
AUGUCCCUCUCCCUAACGAUAACCGCCCUCUUCAUAAAAACCGUAACCCUCGGCCUCGGCCGCCACUUCGACGUCUCGGGCCUGGCCUUCCCCCUCGCAAACAUGGGCCCCUUCUUCAAAUACACCUACGUCUACGCCAUCCUCGUCAUCUUCGCCUACUCCUUCAUCAAGCUCUCUAUUGGGUUCUUCCUCUUAAGACUGGCGGACAGGACGCGCUGGAGGACGUUUUUGAUAUGCACGCUCGCGAACAGCAACGCAAAAUGCUACUCGGUCAACAUCUUCAAAAACGUCGGCGUGUUCAACUCCAGCGUCAACAUCGCAACGGACCUGCUCUUCGCGCUGCUCCCCAUCCCCAUCGUCUGGAAACUGCAGGUCAACAUCCAGACGAAGCUCGGGCUGUCCUUCUGCAUGGCGCUCGGCUUGUUCGCCACCGCCACCGCGAUAUACAAGACGCCGAUGCAGUAUCAUUUUUUCGAGGAGCCGGAUUUCACCGGCAAGGGCAGCUGGUAUUAUAUUUGGCAGCAGGUCGAAAUGAACGUUGGCAUCACCGCUGCUAAUCUCCCGACGCUCAAGCCCCUCUUCGCCCGCUUCUUCACCUCUCUGCGCACCAUCGCCGGGUCCUACGGCUCGCACGCUGGGCACUCCGCGCUGGGUACGCCGUAUAAAUCCACGGGGUACUUUAAGCAAGAAGACCAAGGGAAUUCCUUCGCGCUGAGCAGUCUGAGUAAGAAGGGCACUGCAGAUGAGUGGGGCAAGAGGGGAGAUAGCGACGAGAGUAUUCUGAGGGAACACGGGGGUGCGUUUAGUAUAGGGAGGGAGAGGGAGAGGGAGAGAGACACGCAGAGGGACAUGGCGAGGAGAUUGAGUGUGAGGAAUGGGGGCAUUAUGCGGACGACGGAUGUGGUUAUUACAAGAUGA